Corylus avellana is the source of this 2610-nucleotide messenger RNA. Lineage: Eukaryota; Viridiplantae; Streptophyta; Magnoliopsida; Fagales; Betulaceae. The record is from RefSeq and is a predicted model, not a curated record.
AUGGCACCCUCCCUUCCCAUUGCCAUGGUCCUCCUUGCAUGGUCUACCUCUAUCUUGUUCUGUGGAACCUAUUUGGAUCCUGCAACUCCAUUUGUGAGAGCAUCUGAACCAUCAGCACUACAACUAGAAGCAAAGGCUUUGCUGAAGAGUGGGUGGUGGAAAAGCGCCAACACCAACAAUGUCUCAAGUGGUUGCAAGUGGCCUGGUAUUACUUGCAAUGCUGGUGGAAGCGUCACAGAGAUUAGAGUUGCUUACUAUUUGGGAGAGAUGUCAAAACUCAACCUCUCUUUCUUUCCAAAUUUAGUCCGCCUUGAUCUUCACAAAGCUGGACUUCAGGGGAGUAUCUCAGUUGAGAUAGGUACUCUAUCGAAACUCACCUACCUUGAUCUGUCCCAUAAUAAUUUGAAAGGUGAGUUGCCUCUUUCGCUCACAAACCUUGCCCAAUUAGUGGUGUUUAACGUUUCUUAUAAUCAAAUCACUGGACCAAUCCCUGCUUCUCUUUCGCUUUUAAUCCAUCUCUCCCAUUUUGUUUUGUAUACCAAUCAAAUCAAUGGUUUCAUACCAUUAGAAAUAGAAAAGCUGAGCAAUUUGUCCAUAUUAGACCUAGGUGGUAACAUGCUCACUGGUCCAAUCCCUUCCACUUUGGGUAAUUUAACUAAUUUGAAAUAUUUGUAUCUUGAUUCCAAUCAAAUCAAUGAUUCCAUUCCCCCAGAAAUAGGAAACCUGAAGAAUUUGAUUUACUUGUUACUCACGAAUAAUAGCCUUAAUGGUCAAAUCCCUUCAACUAUAGGUCAUUUAACCAAUUUGAAAGGAUUGAAUCUAGAUUCCAAUCAAAUCAAUGGUCAAAUCCCAUCAACUAUAGGUCACUUAACCAAUUUGGAAUAUUUGUCUCUUUAUUCCAAUCAAAUCAAUGGUCAAAUCCCUUCAACUAUAGGUCACUUAACCAAUUUGGAAGAUUUGUUUCUUUAUUCCAAUCAAAUCAAUGGUUCCAUUCCUCGUGAAAUCGGAAACCUGAAGAAUUUGAUUUACUUGGACCUCAGCAAUAAUAGUCUCAAUGGUCAAAUCCCUUCAACUAUAGGUCAUUCGACUAAUUUGUCAUAUUUGUCCCUUAGUCAAAAUCAAAUUAAGGGUUCCAUCCCAAUAGAAAUAGGGAACUUGAAGAGUUUGUCCUUUCUGAAUCUUGCUCAUAACAAUCUAAUUGGUCAUAUCCCCACUCAAAUCGGCAACCUUCAUUCAUUGAAUUCUCUUAACCUUAGUCAUAACUUUAUCAGUGGAGAACCACCUGUUGAACUUGGGACUAUUGACAAGUUACUGUUCUUGGAUAUCAGCUACAAUAAUCUUACCGGCAAUGUUCCCAAUAGUUACAUUUCCAUUAAAAGCGUCAACUUGUCAUACAAUUAUUUGACAGGUCCGGUUCCAACAGGGUUUGAUCGGAACCAUACACGCCACACAUUAAUUGGCAACAAAUAUUUGUGCGGUGACACCAUGGGUUUCCCUCCUUGUAAGAACUCAAUUGUAACAAAAGUGAAAAUUUUCGUUGCAAUCGCCAUUCCCCUUGGAUUCUUAGUUCUUGGGGGCUUUCUCAUGUGUCGAUGCAUGGUCAAGGAAACCCAAUUUGAGUCAAUAGAAACAAAGAAUGGAAAUUUGUUCUCGAUAUGGAAUUAUGAUGGACAAAUUGCAUAUGAAGACAUCAUUGAAGCAACCGAGGAUUUUGAUCUAAAAUAUUGUAUUGGAACUGGUGGUUACGGUAGCGUUUACAAAGCAAAAUUGCCUGGUGGAAAAGUGAUUGCCUUGAAGAGACUUCAUCGGCUGGAGGCUGAGAACCCGACUUUUGAUAUGAGUUUUAGAAAUGAGGUAAAAGUGUUAACAGAGAUUCGUCAUCGAAACAUCAUAAAACUUCAUGGAUUUUGUUUGCAUAAGCGAUGCAUGUUUUUGGUUUACGAGUACAUGGAAAGGGGAAGCCUAUUUUGUAUUUUAAAUAGCGAUGUUGAAGCUAUGGAAUUGGAUUGGAGCAAGAGAGUAAACAUCAUCAAAGGCACUGCCCACGCUUUAUCUUACCUGCAUCAUGAUUGCAUUCCAGCAAUUGUUCAUCGAGAUAUAACAAGCAACAAUAUUCUAUUGAACAAUAAACUAGAGGCUUUUGUCUCUGACUUUGGCACAGCUAAGCUUCUUGAUCCUGAUUCGUCCAAUCAAACGUUAGUUGCCGGCACUUACGGUUACAUUGCCCCAGAGUUGGCCUAUACCAUGAAAGUUACUGAAAAGUGCGAUGUUUAUAGCUUUGGAGUUGUGGCACUUGAAAUAUUAAUGGGAAUACAUCCAACAGAAUUUAUGACUUCAUUAUCCUCAACUUCUUCUCAGAAUAUGAUGUUACAUGAAAUAUUAGACCAACGUUUGCCACCUCCCAAUCAUCUGGUUGCACAAGAUAUUUUCCUCAUUGCUACAAUAGCAUUUGCAUGCAUACACACCAAACCAAAGUCUCGGCCUACAAUGCAAUGCGUGACUCAAGAAUUUCUUUCUCCAAUGAAAUCAAUAGCCAAGCCUUUACAUGCAGUUUCACUAAGGCAGCUAAGGAACCAAGAAAUGCAUAUGGUUGCAUGCAUGAGGGAAUGA